This is a messenger RNA of Strigops habroptila (Kakapo), 965 nucleotides long. It is a transcript of the gene FGFBP3, whose product is annotated as fibroblast growth factor binding protein 3. Gene Ontology annotation, biological process: cell-cell signaling. NCBI's taxonomy places the organism in Eukaryota, Metazoa, Chordata, Aves, Psittaciformes, Psittacidae. Bases 323 to 841 code for a protein of 172 amino acids. The record is from RefSeq and is a predicted model, not a curated record. The transcript has 2 exons. Gene Ontology annotation, molecular function: growth factor binding.
GAAUCGGUGCAGUCGCGGCACACAGCCCCCCGCGUGUCCCCGCGCUGUUCCCCCGCGGGCGGCGGUCCGGGGAGGGGCGUCGCCGGGGGCAGCCCCCCGCCAUUGAUAACCCCCGUGCCCGGCCCCGCCGCCGCAGCCGGAGAGCACCGACCGCCGCGCAGGGGUGUCCGCGGGCACCUGCACCCACACCGCAGCGCGCCGUGAGUGCCCCCGGGACAGAGCGGAGAACACCGGGGCGCGGAAGAUGCGGCGGGCCGGCGGGCCCCGCGGCGGAACGCUCCGUCGCUGAGGCACCGCAGAAGGUUCUCGUGGCGCCGAGGAGAUGAGGCUGUCCCUGGCCCUGCUGGCCCUAGUCGCCCUCGGGGCCGCCGCCGGCGGGGCGGGCCGGGAGGCGGAGGAGGCGGCGCAGGCGGGGCGGUUCUCCACCCCGGAGCAGCACCGGUGCAGCUGGGAGCUGCGCUCGGCGGCGGGGGCCAGCGAGCUGCGGCUGAGCUGCCGGCCGGCGGGCGGCGGGACGGCGCGGAGCUGCGCCUACCGCGGGGAGCCGCGGCGCUGCCCCGCGUACGGCGCCCGCAGCCGGCAGUACUGGCGGCAGAUCCUGGGCAGCCUGCGGCGGCGGCGGCACCCCUGCGCCCGGGGCAGCCCGCUCAGCGCCCGCCUCUGCGGCCCGGGCCGGGCGCCGCCCGAGGCGCAGCUCCGCCUCAUGCCAGGCCAUGGCCACGGCCCCGCCACCACCCCGCCGGCCGCCACCGCGGAGCCCAGCCGGGACCCGGCGGAGACCUACUGCGCCGAGCGGUGGCACUCGCUGUGCAGCUUCUUCGUCGGCUUCUGGGAGGGCUGAGCCGCGCCUGGCCCCCCGCGGUCGUCCUCCCCACCCUUCUUGCCCUCCCCGCCUGCCACCCGCGUCCCUCUACUUUGUCAGCGUUCCGCUUUUCCUCUCCAAUAAAGUGGUAACUAUUUUCAGA